CGCGCUGUAUUUGAGAUGUGAAUGUGCAUAACUUCAUUCUUUUUCCAAAAGAGCUCAAUUGUGAUUAUCUGCACUGUUGUUGGAGGCAAGUAUGAUAUUUGUAAAAUCAUGAGAACAAAGACGAUAAAAUUAUUGAGAUUUAUCGGAGCUGUCAUGUCAUGCUUCUUGUUUAAUUGAUUUCAUGCUUUUAUCAGUUACAGGACUGAGGGUAAGGGCUGCACAACUUAUCACAUGUAAUUCUUCUCUGACUACUGUAGUAUGGGUUUUAUGAUUCUGGUGGUGGCUUUGAAGACGCUGGGUGGUAACUCAGAGAAAGAAGGCGUCUACAAGAAAGUGGGUGACAAAGUCGUCCUCACACCAGGCUCUGCGCCUGCUUCCAUCACCAGGAUCAAGUGGACACAUGAUCAGGACAUUGCUCUGGAGUGGUCCAGACGAGAACCUUACACCUCCUGGCACUUCCGAGAUGGCUGUGAGGUGGAUACCUCCACUGGGGUCCUGACGAUCUCAAACCUGGCUCUAAACGACAGCGGCAGCUACACGGCGGAGAUUAAUGAUGAAGUCAUGAGCACAACAGAAAUCAUUGUUAUCACCACUGUCCCUAAUCCCACUGUGUCCACAUGGUGCCACCCUGAGAUGACCUACUGUAUUCUCACUUGUGAACCCAACGUGACAGACGACGCCAAACCGAUCACCUAUUACUGGGUGAUUGGUGAUAUGGUGAAACAGUCUCCAACCAAUCAGUUCAACAUCACACAGGCAAACAGAGAGCAUUUGAUAAGCUGUCAGCUGGAAAACCCAGUCAGCCAUGAAUACAGUGAAAAAAUCCUGAAUCCACUCUUAAUCAGGAAUCGGGCUUUACUGAGCUUACCAUUUGUAGGGAUUCUGGUGUUCCUGUUUGGCCUUAUUUGUUGCAAAUGCUGUUGUUGUACCCACAGGACCUGAAGACACCGCCGCUCCACCACCAUCAACACUGUGAGAUAGAGCAGUGCUGGAUCAAACUGUGACGAUGAGGAUGAAGAAGAGUUGGUGUUACAUAAACCACCGGAGAAAAGCCUUAACUAAACCUGGAAACACAGGAAGACAAUAACACAGAGGGGUCAGACGACCAAAAACAAGAACACCCUCAAAAUAUAUGUAUAUAAUUUAUAUGUAAUAAAUAAUAAAUAUAAGAAUAUAUAGUCAGAAAUAUGUACAGAUUAAAGUCACAAAUUUGUACAUUGGGAAAAA
Oreochromis aureus is the source of this 1227-nucleotide messenger RNA. RefSeq lists its product as uncharacterized. The coding region runs from base 259 to 942 and encodes 227 amino acids. The record is from RefSeq and is a predicted model, not a curated record. Lineage: Eukaryota; Metazoa; Chordata; Actinopteri; Cichliformes; Cichlidae. The transcript is spliced from 8 exons.